AUGCAGUACCGCCAGAUUGGUAAUCAGGCCGGGUUGGCAUUGUUUGGAGGAGUUAGCUUUUCGAAGUUCAAUACCCAUAUUUUCCAUCGUCAAGUCCCACGUGCGCCAUCAUUAUCCAUCGAUGUUUGUCGAAACCAGCGACUUGGCGGCCCUGGACUUAGCCUCGUAGACUUAGUUCUGACAUCCCACGUUUCAACACCCCAAGUCUUGGCACCUAAGGAAGCUGAACAUCUCAUCGAGAGCGAAAAUUGCUGGCAUGACUACCCUCUUCUCACAGUCCAACUCUCGUGCCAUCUCAACGGAAUACACGAGAUGGCACAUCCCGUACAGACAUGGCCAAAAGAGCAAGAAGAAAAUUUCCCAUGGUCUCACACCCCCAUUUGCACCCCCUCUCUCCCAUCCCUCAACUCCCCAUUGUGCGUCUACACAAGCACAACCUUUGCUUCUGGCCGAGGUCUAUCCAUCUUCACCACUCCAAACCUUGCCAAUCAUUUUGCCUCUCUGCCUGUAUUCCACAAUGCAUCUAUCCUAGCAGAACAAGACAUCAACGGCGACACCGGAACCUGGCGAACAGAAACAAUUCCAGGUAAAGGCAUCGGCAUGGUGGCUUCCCAUACACUUGAUUUCGGAGACCGCGUCACGUCAUACACGCCUGCGUUUCUUGCCGUCCUCGAAGAUGAGUUGGGCACCCUGAACCGCGAGAAGUGGUGGCGAAUUGCGAUUUCCCAGUUGCCUGACGGCAAGGACGGCGAGGAGAGUGUAAAAGACAAAUUUAUGGGCCUGGCGACUGUGUAUGGUGACGAGAGGGUCAAAGUGCAGGAUAUAGUCAAGGCAAACACCUUUCAGCUUGAAGUACAGGGUAUAAACCACCUAGCAGUCUGGCCAGAAACGAGCCGACUGAAUCACGACUGUGGACCAAAGUACGUUCUGUUCUAUGCCUAUGGCCAUCCUCCCUAG
Molecule: messenger RNA, 957 nt
Organism: Plenodomus lingam JN3
Lineage: Eukaryota; Fungi; Ascomycota; Dothideomycetes; Pleosporales; Leptosphaeriaceae
Source: RefSeq, a predicted model, not a curated record